Molecule: messenger RNA, 1877 nt
Organism: Oryza sativa Japonica Group (Japanese rice)
Lineage: Eukaryota; Viridiplantae; Streptophyta; Magnoliopsida; Poales; Poaceae
Source: RefSeq, a predicted model, not a curated record
AAUAGGGGUUGAGGAAGCACAUCGUGUUGACCUAAUGUCACCAGCUGUUGGUUGGGAGCUACUUUGGAAGAGCAUGAACAUUCAGGACGAGAAAGAAGUGCAAAAUCUGCGAGACAUAGGGAUUGAGAUUGUUCAGAAAUGUGGUGGGCUACCUCUUGCAAUCAAGGUUACUGCUCGAGUAUUGGCAAGCAAAGAUAAAACAGAGAACAAAUGGAAAAGGAUUUUAGCUAAAAACGUUUGGUCCAUGGCUAAACUCCCUAAGGAAAUAAGUGGUGCACUAUAUCUAAGUUAUGAUGAUUUACCACUGCAUUUGAAGCAAUGUUUUCUUUAUUGUAUUGUAUUUCCUGAAGACUGGACCUUGAAACGUGAUGAGCUUAUCAUGAUGUGGGUUGCUGAAGGCUUUGUAGAAGUGCACAAAGAUCAAUUACUAGAAGAUACAGCAGAAGAAUACUACUAUGAACUAAUAAUUAGGAAUCUCCUGCAACCAGUUUACACAUAUUUUGAUCAGAGCAGAUGCAAAAUGCAUGAUCUCUUAAGGCAACUUGCUUGUUAUCUAUCAAGGGAAGAAUGUCAUAUUGGAGAUCUAAAACCAUUAGUAGACAAUACUAUAUGUAAACUACGACGCAUGUUAGUUGUCGGAGAGAAAGACACGGUGGUCAUACCUUUCACUGGUAAGGAGGAAAUUAAGUUGAGAACUUUUACAACUGAUCAUCAGCUACAGGGAGUUGAUAACACAUUUUUCAUGAGAUUAACUCAUCUUCGUGUUUUGGAUCUAAGUGACUCACUUGUGCAAACAAUACCAGAUUAUAUUGGAAAUUUAAUCCAUUUACGUAUGUUUGAUCUUGAUGGAACCAACAUAUCUUGUCUCCCAGAGUCCAUUGGUUCCCUUCAAAACCUUCUCAUAUUGAACUUGAAGAGGUGUAAAUAUCUGCACUUCCUUCCUUUGGCAACAACUCAACUGUACAAUUUGAGGCGGCUUGGUCUUGCUGAUACACCAAUAAACCAAGUCCCAAAAGGGAUAGGAAGAUUGAAAUUUCUCAAUGAUUUAGAAGGAUUUCCUAUCGGUGGUGGAAGUGACAAUACAAAAAUGCAAGAUGGCUGGAAUUUGGAAGAGUUGGCUCAUCUUUCACAGUUGAGGUGUCUUGAUAUGAUAAAAUUGGAGAGAGCUACUCCUUGCAGCAGUAGAGACCCAUUUCUACUAACAGAGAAAAAGCAUCUCAAAGUUCUGAAUCUACACUGCACUGAACAGACAGAUGAAGCAUAUUCAGAGGAAGGCAUUAGCAAUGUUGAGAAGAUCUUUGAGAAGCUAGCACCUCCACACAACUUAGAAGAUCUUGUUAUUGGGAAUUUCUUUGGUUGUAGAUUCCCCACCUGGCUUGGUACUAACCACUUGCCUUCUGUGAAAUACGUUGUCCUCAUAGAUUGCAAAUCUUGUGUGCAUCUUCCCCCAAUCGGACAGCUACCAAACUUGAAAUACCUAAAAAUUAAUGGAGCAAGUGCAAUCACCAAGAUUGGACCCGAAUUUGUUGGCUGCUGGGAGGGUAAUCUCAGAUCCACAGAGGCAGUUGCUUUCCCCAAGCUUGAAGCGUUGGUCAUUGAGGAUAUGCCCAACUGGGAGGAGUGGUGUCAGAACCCUGAACCAGAAAUGGAGAAACAGAGUAGCGAUUUGUGAAUUUUGGUAGGAUUUGGGUGGCCGCCGCAAGACUAUCUCCUAGGGUUCUAAGUUAGCUACUCCUAAGACAAAUAGAAAUUGUGAUUCUUCUUAUCUUCUUCCCACAGCAAAAGCCAGCUUAAGUAAGUUUACAGCAGCUAAAAUUAUUACAGUGAAUGUAAAGAGCAAAACGACAAGCUUUGAUAGCUACAGCGGCUUCUCAUGA